Molecule: messenger RNA, 5133 nt
Organism: Chilo suppressalis (striped riceborer)
Lineage: Eukaryota; Metazoa; Arthropoda; Insecta; Lepidoptera; Crambidae
Source: the annotation of a GenBank genome assembly
AGUUGUCAAGCAAGAAUGUCAAGAUCAGGUGCUUGGUGUUUGUGGUGUUGUUUGUUGUUGUGUGCUCGUCUUUUGCAAAAAAGAACUUCAAUAGAAUAAACACAAACCGUUUAGUUCUGUAGAUGCCAUUUGUAAAUAUAUAUUGCUGCAUGUAAAAUCGCAGAUAACCUUGAACAUGAAACGGUUUAAAUGUGUGAACUGUGGGGAGCCGGCAGCUGCGCUGUUCAAAACCUACGGGCCUUCAGUUACAAAACUAACGAAAUGUGUAAAAUGUAAAGCAGUUGUUGAUAAAUAUGUAGAAUACGACCCAGUCAUUGUAAUGAUUGAUCUGGUGCUGAUGUCGAAGGAAGCUCAGAGGCACAUUUUGUACAACACAGAGUUCAAGUCAUAUUGGAAACUAUUAAUUAUUCUGGUGAUGCUGGAGACAUAUGGGGUGUGGCGCAGCGACAGCUUGUUCAACACAGCAAUCAAUACUCUGUGUGGUAUCAACGCCAAUAACACAAUUAAUAUUACAUACUUUAACAUCCCUGACAGUAUUAGAUUACCAGAUUCCUGGACUAAUAAUUGCAAAGCUUGGGUGCAGGAGGAGAGAGUGGACGAAAAUGACCUAUUUAUCUGGGAGAAGGAUUUCUAUGUACAAUUUCUGUCUACAGUAAUAGUGUCACCGUCGACGUUGCUGAAAGGCUUCUCGCUGGCGCACGCGAGCAUAGUGCUAUCGUUACCGGCCAGCGUGUGGGGCGCCGAGUACGGCGGCGCGGGCGCGAGCCGGCGCGCGCUGGCCAGCGGGUACUGCUGCCUCACACACACACAUACCGCCACGGUUUUAUACGAGUGUCCGACUACCCUGUCGUUUAUGGUGGUAAUCGCGAGCAACAUUGUCAAGUACACGACACAGUUCCACGUGACGCCAUACUUGAAGGAAUUCAUAUCUUAGAAUAAACAACUACACAUAAAUUGUAUCACAGAGUAUUUAUUUCAAAAUAUACCUUAUCCAAUUCGUAUCUUACUCUAUCUAAGAAUAUAUUAUUCAAACAGUGACCUUCUUUAUGUUCAACGGCUAAAUAUUUUUGAUCACUUUUUAAUAUACCGAUUUUUAUAAUUUAUUUGAUGACAAUUUAUUAACAGAUUGUUAGCACGAACGUUUAUUUUUCUCAUGCUAAUACCAUACCUUACUUAAAGUUUUUACAAAGAUGGAGCUUUAUAUACAAAGCCCAUCACCUGAAAUGGAACGAUGGAGAGAACAAAAAAAAAUUGUGGACCACACAUCUUAAGUGAAACUUCUUUUCUUAAAUAACCUAACAGUAGGCGCUGCAUAAGACAUAGGGGAAUGGAGCAGCGCACGCAUCACUCAUAUAAUGUAUAUUCACGUGUGACGCUAGUAGCGUGUCAGCCUUCGCCGAGUUACCCUCCAAUUUCAUGCUCGUCGGAAAGAGCUGAUCACGCAUCCCACACACAUAUAUAUAUAGUAGUGUGACGCUCGAGAUCAAUUUCCGUUUCAUCUUUUCCAUAGGUUUUUUUUCCAUUUACACCAAAAAGAAGUUUCACUUAAAAACUCAAAACGCCCACGUACGAACACAUAAAGAAAUGGAACAAACAUUCUUGCAAACGAUCCUAGCAAAUACUCGUACCUCAUCCCAUCUGAAGUCAAUUGUAUAGAGGUCAGAAAUAAAGGUAGUUUUUGCGACAGAUGUUCAUAAUGUCCCACCUUUGCUUUGCUGGUCUGCAUUCUUUUCCCUAUAUGACCAAUCAAAAAUUAAUAAGGCAGAAAUAGUUUUGAGUAUAUUGUGCAUAAUAUCUCUGGUAAACAAAAAGGUCUAACUUUAACAAGGCCAUAUUCAUAAUAUCUAUAGAGGACUCACUAUCAGAUGAUAUGCAAACAAACCAAAGGAACUUAACAGUGUUCUGGAACGCAGUUGUCAUAUUGCUUGAAUGAAAAUAGGCUUUUAAUACAAAGAACUAAGAGCGAUAUUCGUAAAUUAUGUGUAAAGUAGAUAGUCAUGGUUUUGACUGUACCAAUAAAAAGGCAUCAUAGUCAACAUAUCAAAUACAGUCUUUAUAAUAUAUUCAUUGUACUUAUGAAGUUAUAUCAUUAGUGUUGGUUGUAACUCUUAAAGAUAUUUGUAUAUAUAAUCUUAUCAAUUUACCUAAUAAUAUCUACAAUUUUAAUAUUCCUGUAUUAAAAACAUAACUUGAAACUAAAAAAAUAUACUUGGAGGAUAUUGUAACAUGUUAAAAACGUCACAUGAGUUUUGUUUGUUUGAAGAGAAGGAUAGAAGGCCUCUGAUUAGGUUGUUUCACUGUUUUCGUUUACCAUAGAUUGUUUUCACUAGUCCAUGAGUUUUUUUUUAUUCUCCGCAGCUUAACAAGGCUUCUAGAAAAUAAAAAAAAGCAUGGACUAGCGAAACGAUCUAUGGUAAAUAAAAACAGUUAAACAAAAUAAACAGAGGCCUAUCUCUCUCUUCAAACAAACAAAAUUCAUGUGACGUUUUAAACAUGUUACAAUAUUGAUAGCAAAAUGACAAUGACAUGUUAUAAAAAUAGUUUAACUGCACUUAAACCUAAACCAUGCAAAAGCCAAAUUUAAAUAAGUAAAAAUAAAUUAACAGACCUUAUUUAGGAACAUUUAAAUCUAUAAGCAAGUGAAAUCUGUGAAAACUGUUGCCCAAUUUUUUUUUAAUUAUAAUAAUAAAAAUAAUUAUAUUACAUACCUAAACUAAGGUCUCUGGUUAUCAAUAUUUAUGAUAAAAGGCAAAAAAAUAUUAUAAACAUAUUUAUAUUGUCUGCAUUAUGAUUAAAUAUAAUAAACACAAAACAAUAAUAAAUAUGGACAAUUAUUACCAUUGUUAUUAAUGUUGCGAGUUUUACAUGUUUAGAAGUCAACAAAAUUAAAUUUCUUUUGCAGAUUGGUAAUUUUAAUUGAUAAAAUAUCAUUAUUUUAACCAAGGAUGGUGUUUAUAUUCUAAUGCUGGGAUUGAUAUUUACUAUUUAAUAUGUAAUGGAAUAUCCAAUUAGCUUCUGAAACAUUAAAAAAUAAUUUAACAGUUUAACAUGUACAGCGUGAGACAACUGUCAUAUCCCUUAAAGGUUCUAAAUAAUAUUGGACAAUGUUAGGAUUACUGUUUUAAAUCAUGUUUCUAGAAGGUAACCACUUUAAAAUUAGACUUACAAUUCAAAUAUACAGAACAGAAGAACUGUAUACAAAUAAUCAUAAUUAGUCUUUGGCCAACUUGAGCAUUAAUGUGAUACAGAAAAAUAAUUCAAAAAUCCAUAUUGUAGCUACCACAUUGGUAGCUACAGUAUGAGAUACGGUCACAACAAAAGUUAAACUGGUAAAUUAACAAAAAUAAAGGGAUUGAGCUUUUUUUUGUGUCUGUGGCUUUCUCUGAUUUACGCAGAAAUUUCGCCAAUGUAGAAACAGAUUAUGGUGGUGUUAAGUCUAUAAAUAAAUAACUAAAUCAAUGUACUUAAAUCUGGCAUUGCCUGAUCUUUCUUUAAUUACCAACCUAGGCAAGGUUUGCAGAUCAUUUGCUUACAUUAUUGUUUUAUUACAGUUAUUUGUUACUGUCAGCUUAUCUUUACAUUUUAAAUUAAUACAAGGAAAAAGAUAUUGUUCAGUGGAAUCUUAGAAGCUAAAUAAUAUACAAAAUGUUAUGUUACUAUAUAAUUGUAUAAAUUACUUCACAGAACUUAAAAUCACAACAGUUGGAAUUCUUAUAAGAAAUCUAUCUAUAUUUUACUAUAUAAUUCAAAGCAUUUAGCCAAUUAUAAUUCUCUAAAUUUUUUAAAAUGAAAACAUUAAUAGUUGAAUACUGAGAAUACCUACAUUGAGAAGUCAUAAUGUCAUAUUCCCCUUACUAUGAGUAUGAUAACAAACAAACAGAAGCAAAAGAAUCCUUUUAAUAAUACAAGCAUGAUUAAUAAUAAAUGCCUUGUGUGCUCCACUAACAGUAAGUCAUUGUAUAAUUUAUCAAACAUAACAAAGAAAGAAUUAUGUUGUAAAGAACAAUAAAAUUCUUGCUGUACUUAAUGAUUAUUAUUACUACAGGUUGCAGCACAUAACUUUAGCGCUGAACUAAAUGGACAGCCAAUCAGCGCAGUGCUAGAGUUGACUUAUACAAUAAACUAUUUUGUGCAUUUGUCGAGUCUCUUCAAUACUGUACUUAUAGCUUUCGAUGCUUACAAACAUUCACAGAAAAAGAUACAAGCAGGCAAAUCUUUCAAGCAGUGAAUUGUAAUGGAAAGUUCUCCAACUAUUUUGACAUAAUAACAAAAAAGAACUUGCUACCUCUUACAGUGAGAUACUUCCAUAACUUCCAUCUGCAGAUAUAAGGCAUUCUCAAGGACUCAAUGGGGGGUCGUCUUGACCGAUCAUAACAUCUUCAUAAGUUGUAGAAUUAUUCCUUCUCAUGUUGAUCUUCUGUCUGAUGUAGUUGGCUAGGUCAUACUUUCUAAAUACUAAAACGAUUCCACAAACUAGAAGUGCUAUUGUGAAAAUUGAGACCACUAUACCAGUCACCGUGUGUCUCGAGGAAGUAUCAGCGCUGGGACUCUCACAGUUAUCAUCCACAAGCGUGAAACCGUCUUUGCAUACACAUUGAUGCGUCAGCUGAUUGCAUACCUGAUUUGCCCCUGGACAUGGGUUCAGAGUGGUCACAUUGCAGGACAGGAUGUGCUCUGGAAUAAGCGCAGUAUAUGAGGUUCAACAAUAAAAAGGCGAUAUCCAUACUUUUUAUGCCCAUGGUUGUUCUAUGCGGCUAUUUUUAAUAUUUACAUCACAAAAUAUUGUGAUAAUUGUUGUUUUAACACGAUUUUUCGAUGAACAAUGAGCUUUUGGCUAGCUAGCAGGUAGUACAGCAAAACAACUGUCAUGUCAUUGAAAUACAAAAUGUCAUCACAUCAUAGAUAUGUCAUAGCUAAAGCGUUUAGUUCUUCGGUGAUAUUUAUCGUUACCUGCAUUCUAAUCCAAUCCAAUGAAAAUAAAUCUAUUUUCAUUAAAAUAUCUUGGAUAUUUAAGUCUAUGUGAAAUACGCUGGAAUAGUUGCUUUUUUUUCAUUUUUAAUAUGUUGUUUUGUUUAUCUAAACGUAUCAUCGCGAUCCAUUUUACGGUGUACACAUUAUCAAAAAGAAUUUACA